Messenger RNA from Acaulospora morrowiae, 287 nucleotides. The record is from the annotation of a GenBank genome assembly. NCBI's taxonomy places the organism in Eukaryota, Fungi, Glomeromycota, Glomeromycetes, Diversisporales, Acaulosporaceae.
AUGUACAACGACAUCGUUUUCGAAAAUAACUCUAAAAUUGAAGAUAUGGUGAACAUUUUGGUAUUGAAAAGUUUAGAGAUUUAUUUAAUUCCUGUUUUGAGUGAUGUUCACCUUGCACUUCAACACAUGGCUUUAUUUCUAACUUCUCUUCUGCAAGUUUUUUUAAAUAUUAUUUGGACUUUCAAGGGAUAUACAUUUUUUACUCAUACCGCUUACAAGAUGGAGGACCAGAAUACACAAGAAUCGCUAAUUUGUUGGAGAACCUGGCGUCUUCAUGAUUCGAAGAU